This is a messenger RNA of Cavia porcellus (domestic guinea pig), 1011 nucleotides long. Its product is annotated as olfactory receptor 4F6-like. Lineage: Eukaryota; Metazoa; Chordata; Mammalia; Rodentia; Caviidae. Gene Ontology annotation, molecular function: olfactory receptor activity; G protein-coupled receptor activity. Bases 1 to 1011 code for a protein of 336 amino acids. The transcript is spliced from 2 exons. Gene Ontology annotation, cellular component: plasma membrane. Gene Ontology annotation, biological process: G protein-coupled receptor signaling pathway. The record is from RefSeq and is a predicted model, not a curated record.
AUGGACCAAGUAAAUGACUCUGUGAUAGCUGAAUUUGUGUUACUGGGACUUGCUCAAUCCUUGGAAAUGCAGUUAUUCCUUUUCCUCUUUUUCUCUUUAUUUUAUGUGGGAAUUCUUCUAGGAAACUUCAUUAUUGUUUUCACAGUAAUUAUUGAUUCUCACUUAUACUCUCCCAUGUAUUUUUUUUUGGCCAAUUUAUCACUAAUUGACUUGGGUCUUUCAUCGACCACAGUUCCUAGAAUAAUCUAUGAUCUUUUCACUGCCCAUAAAGUCAUUUCCUUCCACAACUGUAUGACACAAAUUUUCUUUAUCCAUGUUACGGGUGGGGUUGAAAUGGUGCUACUCAUAGCAAUGGCAUAUGACAGGUAUGUAGCUAUCUGCAAGCCUCUGCACUAUCUAACUCUUAUGAAUUACAAAACAUGUGUGCUUUUGGUAAUUGCUGCCUGGGUCAUAGGGGUGAUUCAUGCUUUGUCUCAGUUUGUCUUUCUCAUAAAUUUACCUUUUUGUGGACCCAAUUAUGUAGGGAGUUUUUAUUGUGAUUUUCCUAGGAUUAUUAAGCUUGCAUGCAUGAAUACCUAUGGACUAGAAUUUGUAGUCACUGCCAACAGUGGCUUUAUAUCUAUGGGCACCUUGUUUUUCUUAAUUGUGUCAUACAUCUAUAUUCUAGUUACUGUUCGGCAAUAUUCUUCCAAAGAUUUAUCAAAAGCAUUUUUCACUUUGUCAGCUCAUAUCACUGUAGUGAUUUUGUUGUUUGCUCCAUGCAUAUUUCUCUAUGUGUGGCCUUUUCCUACUAAGUCACUGGAUAAGUUUUUUCCCAUUGUGGACUUUGUUGUUACUCCUGUCUUAAAUCCUGCCAUCUAUACAUUAAGGAAUAAAGAUAUGAAGUUGGCCCUGAGAAGGUUAAUCAUAAAAAGUAUGCAUUUCUGUCUAAAUUUCAUGCCUAAAUUACAAUUACUAACAAUGAUUACACUGAGUUUUGAUGUACUUUUUAUUUUGUACAAAUUUUUAUGA